Messenger RNA from Jaculus jaculus (lesser Egyptian jerboa), 2996 nucleotides. It is a transcript of the gene Dhtkd1, whose product is annotated as dehydrogenase E1 and transketolase domain containing 1. The transcript has 17 exons. The record is from RefSeq and is a predicted model, not a curated record. The coding region runs from base 32 to 2797 and encodes 921 amino acids. Gene Ontology annotation, molecular function: thiamine pyrophosphate binding; oxoglutarate dehydrogenase (succinyl-transferring) activity. Lineage: Eukaryota; Metazoa; Chordata; Mammalia; Rodentia; Dipodidae. Gene Ontology annotation, biological process: tricarboxylic acid cycle.
CCGUCUCCCCCGCGCCCGGCCCGGGCUGGACAUGGCCUCGCCAACUGUGGCAGCAGCCGGCAAGACCCUCAGCCGGACCUCGCCGUUUCUCCUCCGGCGCGGCUACCAGACGGAGAGGGGCGUCUACGGAUACCGGCCGAGGAAGCCGGCGCGCGGCGAGCCCGGGGGCGGCCUGGCGCGUCGCUCAGUUGAUCAUGGCCUUGCCAGGUUGGUGACAGUAUAUUGUGAGCAUGGCCACAAAGCAGCACAAAUCAAUCCCCUCUUCCCUGGACAAGCCCUGCUGGACACUGUGCCUGAAAUCCAAGCCCUUGUGCAGACUCUGCAGGGACCCUUCACUACCACAGGAUUGUUGAACAUGGGCAAGGAAGAAGCUUCUCUUGAGGAAGUAUUAACCUAUUUGAACCACAUCUACUGUGGGCCAGUAUCUAUUGAAACGGCCCAACUUCAGAGCCAGGAGGAGAAAGACUGGUUUGCCAGACGGUUUGAGGAGCUGAAAAAGGAGAUAUUUACCACAGAAGAGCGAAAACAUUUGUCAAAACUAUUGCUAGAAUCUCAGGAGUUUGACCACUUUUUGGCCACCAAAUUUGCCACCGUGAAGCGAUAUGGAGGCGAAGGGGCUGAAAGCAUGAUGGGCUUUUUCCACGAGGUGUUAAAAAUGUCAGCCUACAGUGGAAUAACUGACGUCAUCAUUGGGAUGCCCCAUAGAGGGAGGCUGAAUUUACUGACAGGCCUUCUGCAGUUACCUCCAGAGCUGAUGUUUCGUAAAAUGCGAGGCUUAAGUGAAUUUCCAGAAAAUGUCUCAGCCAUUGGAGAUGUCCUGUCUCACCUGACUUCCUCUGUGGACCUGGACUUUGGUGCCCACCAUCCCCUCCAUGUGACAAUGCUGCCUAAUCCCUCCCACCUGGAGGCUGUGAACCCUGUGGCCGCUGGGAAAACUCGUGGCAGGCAGCAGUCUCGUCAAGAUGGUGACUACUCUGCAGACGGCUCUGCUCAGCCUGGGGACAAAGUCAUUUGCUUACAGGUCCAUGGUGAUGCUUCUUUCUGCGGUCAAGGGAUCGUUCUUGAGACCUUCACACUCUCUAAUCUCCCACACUUCAGAAUUGGUGGGAGUAUCCAUUUGAUUGUUAAUAACCAGCUGGGUUACACCACUCCAGCAGAAAGAGGAAGGUCUUCCUUAUAUAGCAGCGACAUUGGGAAGCUUGUGGGAUGUGCCAUCAUCCAUGUCAAUGGAGACAAGCCAGAGGAAGUGGUCCGGGCCACACGAUUGGCCUUUGAAUAUCAACGCCAAUUCCGCAAGGAUGUAAUUAUUGAUUUAGUAUGCUAUAGGCAGUGGGGUCACAAUGAGCUGGAUGAGCCUUUUUUCACCAAUCCAGUUAUGUACAAAAUCAUCAGAUCCCGAAAGAGCAUCCCAGAUGCCUAUACAGAACACCUCAUUGCCAGUGGUCUUAUGACUCCAGAGGAGGUGUCUGAGAUAAAAGCCUCCUACUAUGCUAAGUUAAAUGACCACCUAAGCAAUGUGGCCCACUACAGCCCUCCUGCCACUAACCUGCAGGCCCGAUGGCAAGGCCUGGUUCAGCCGGAAGCAUGUAUCACCACCUGGAAUACAGGCAUGCCCCUCGACCUGCUGAGGUUUAUUGGCAUGAAGUCUGUGGAGGUACCGAAGGAACUGCAGGUGCACGGCCACCUUCUAAAGAUGUAUGUUCAGUCCAGAAUGGAGAAAGUGGUGAGCGGCACAAAUUUAGACUGGGCCACAGCAGAAACCCUUGCCUUGGGAUCCUUACUUGUUCAAGGUUUCAAUGUCCGUCUGAGCGGUCAAGAUGUUGGCCGUGGAACUUUCAGUCAAAGGCAUGCGAUGGUAGUUUGUCAGGAGACUGGUGAUGCCUAUAUUCCUCUGAACCACAUGGAUCCCAAUCAGAAGGGCUUUCUGGAGGUCAGCAACAGCCCUCUGUCUGAAGAGGCUGUCCUGGGAUUCGAAUAUGGGAUGAGCAUCGAGAGCCCGAAGUUACUGCCCCUCUGGGAGGCUCAGUUUGGUGAUUUCUUCAACGGAGCCCAAAUCAUCUUUGACACAUUCAUCUCUGGAGGGGAGGCCAAGUGGCUCCUGCAGAGUGGCAUUGUCAUCCUCCUUCCACACGGCUAUGAUGGGGCUGGGCCUGACCACUCAUCCUGUCGAAUAGAGCGGUUCUUGCAGAUGUGUGACAGCUCAGAAGAGGGCGUGGAUGGCGACACAGUGAACAUGUUCGUGGUGCACCCAACCACCCCUGCGCAAUACUUCCACCUACUGAGAAGACAGAUGGUCCGGAACUUCAGAAAACCCCUCAUUGUUGCUUCUCCCAAGAUGUUGCUCAGGUAUCCUGCAGCUGUGUCAACUCUUCAAGAAAUGGCGCCAGGAACAACAUUCAAAGCAGUCAUUGGCGAUUCAUCAGUAGAUCCAAAAAAUGUUAAGACCCUCAUAUUUUGCUGUGGCAAGCAUUUUUAUGCCCUGCUGAAGCAGAGAGAAUCUUUGGGGGCCAAGAAGCAUGACUUUGCCAUCAUUCGAAUAGAGGAGCUAUGCCCUUUCCCACUGGAUUCAUUACAACAAGAGAUGAGCAAAUAUAAACAUGUUAAAGAUGUCAUUUGGAGUCAGGAGGAACCCCAGAAUAUGGGUCCAUGGUGUUUCAUUUAUCCAAGGUUUGAAAAGCAACUGGCCUGCAAGCUUCGUCUUGUGAGCCGACCGCCCUUGCCAGCACCUGCGGUGGGAAUCGGCUCAGUGCACCUGCGGCAGCACGACGACGUCCUCACCACGACCUUCGCUACCUGAUGACCUCUGAGCACAGGGCUUCCUCCACGGGAGGCCCUGGGGAGAAAGGCCUGCCUCCUCUUCUCUCUCCUCUUUCCCUCAAGGUGAACGUGUAUGUUCCUGUGAAACUCUGGAAUUAAUAUGAACAAUUUAAUCUGUUAUUGGUGGAAUAAAUAAGGAAACUGCUUAUAAAUACAUGAAUCAGAUGAGUAGAUAUUAA